This is a messenger RNA of Temnothorax curvispinosus, 2217 nucleotides long. RefSeq names its product transmembrane protein 19. NCBI's taxonomy places the organism in Eukaryota, Metazoa, Arthropoda, Insecta, Hymenoptera, Formicidae. The transcript has 6 exons. Gene Ontology annotation, cellular component: membrane. The record is from RefSeq and is a predicted model, not a curated record. Bases 537 to 1571 code for a protein of 344 amino acids.
CAGAAGUGUCAUUUGUACACACUUUUUGUAUUCGGAAUGAAACAGAUAUACAAUUAAGCGUCAGACAGAAGAAGAGGAAAGACCGAAAUCCGAAUUGGAAUUAUACGGCAAGCGGCGUGCGGCGCAGCUGAAAAGAACGGAGCUCGCGCAUGGCGUAAACUGCGCGCUAUUCGCGGCUUUCGAAAUUCCGGCUCCUCGUGGCUCUCGGUUAUUUUGACGCCUUUGACGGACGGAAAAAGAUAUCGUUCCUCCAUCUUGUUCCGUCUCGCGGCACGUGUUGCGGACGAGACGAUGCAGACGUGCCGCAACUGCCGCGGGGUCAACAGCCGGCUCGGCCGUCCGUAAAAGGAGAGAUACUCAUACUCGCGCGUUUCCCCCCCCCCCCCCCACGCAAUUGUGUUGAUGUAUCGCGGGUUUCGAGUUUCGAGACGACUUUCGGCCGUACGGUGGAAAACGCGGCCUCGUAGUGGCUGAACCGACCCGUCGCGGUCCACUCCGAAUAGUUCGAAUGCGUUCGACGCGUACGCGCUGACACGAUGUCCCUCGGAAGUCGCAAGGAGACCCGGCACUCCGGGCACUCCCGCGUGCUGAUGCCGGUACUCCUGAGUGCCUGCGCUAUCCCGAUCUCGAUGCUCUUCUGGAUAGUGAACGUGGCUUACUCGAUACUGUGGCCAGACACCGCCAACUCGACGGAAGAGCACUCGGUGAUCUCACCAUGGAGAUGGCUGGCCGCAGUUAUAAUUCCACUUAUGUUUAUGUCUUGGGGUUUACGCAAGAAAAGUAUAGACAUCAGCGGUGCAAUUCUCGGCUUCUUUAUGGGCUUUAUCCUGACACUCUCGAGUUUUGCUCAUUUGAUGGCUCUCGUAACGUUCUUCGUCACUGGAUCAAAGGUAACAAAAUUUCGGUCUGUACAAAAGAAGAAGAUCGAAGCAGAUUUCAAGGAGGGUGGCCAACGGAAUUGGAUCCAGGUUCUGUGUAAUGGUGGCAUGGCUACGCAGUUAGCUUUAUUAUAUCUAUUAGACGUCGGAAGCGGAGAACGGCCAAUCGAUUUCGACAAGGAAUACCGAAGCUCGUGGUUAUCUAUUGGGAUAAUAGGAGCAGUUGCGUGUUGUAAUGGUGACACGUGGGCUUCUGAGAUUGGUACGGUGGUCGGCAUGGGUGACCCAUUCCUCAUCACGACGAGGAGAAGCGUCCCGAGAGGAACAAAUGGUGGUGUAUCGUGGAUAGGUCUGAUAUCUUCUAUCGUUGGCGGUCUAGUGGUUGGGCUUUUCUAUUAUAUUGUGAUUUUAAAUACCGUUGAUACAGCCGUACUGCAAUUAGCAGCACCACAAUGGCCGAUCAUAGUCGUCGCGGCAUUCGCAGGUCUUUUUGGCAGCAUCUUAGAUUCUAUUCUUGGCGCGACUUUACAGUAUUCAGGAGUGGACGAAAAGGGUACCAUAGUGGAGCGGCCAGGGAAAGGUGUGAGACACAUUUGUGGUAAACAGAUCCUAGAUAAUCACAGUGUAAAUCUUCUUUCUACUAUCGGUAUCACGCUCAUUCUUCCAAGAAUAGCAAAUAUUUUCUGGCCGUAAAAAGUCUCUCUCAAAUCUAUUUAAAAACAGAAUGUUCUAAUAUUGCAUUUAUUAUUCUUAUCUAUAUUCAAACAAAUCGAAUUGUACAUCUUGUAUAUUUCUCUGCGCUAUUUACCUAGGAAUAAAAAUAGUACAUUAGGAUUCAAACAAAGGAUCUUGUUUAAAAUUUAUUUUGGUAUGUGUAAUUUAUUAUAAAUUAUCAUACCAAUUUUUAAUAUAAUAAAUAUUCUAAAAUAGCAGUAAUUUAAAUAUUGAUAAUUUCUAGUAACGUACUUUUUCACAAGUUAUCUAUAAUGUUCAAUUUUUAAUCAAGAAUUAUUUGUUUAACAAUAUUGAUUAUGUUAUCAAUACGUCUUUAUGCUAUUCUACUACUGUGCGCUAUCAUUUAAUAUAAUUAAAAUAUGGAUUGUAUAAAAAUAUAAAAUCAUAUUUUUUAUAAUUUAUAUGCAGUUCACAUUAUUACUCGUUAAGGCUAAAAGUAUUUCUUACAUUGAAAAUAUUGGAGCAAGUUUCUAGAAAUCUAGAUUAAUGUUUCUGCUGUUUCCUACAUUUAUAAUAUAAGCAUUUUAUUACUUUGAUGUUAUUCUAAUAAAAGUUUGAAUAAUCUUGCAUAAUAUGCAUUUUUAAAUAUAGAAUAUACAUACAA